AUGGCGACCCCUACGCAGUAUCAGGACGCGGUUAACGUCCAGAGCUUGCGCACGCUCGAUGGAGUCAACUGCCAUGAAUUUUUCCAGCGCUUCUCGCGGACACCGGUCAACGUGGACUCUCUCCGCGAGAUUAUUAUGUUCCAAACCGAUGCGGAUUACACAAGCCGCUUUGAAAGGGUCGAUAUGGAUGACUGUUCCAGUAUCAUGGACAGCAGCAGAAGCCAGCCGAAGUUCGCGGAAGUGCCCGUGAUCCGCCUGUACGGUGUGACACGGGAUCAGCACAGCGUGCUGGUAAACGUGCGCAAGUUCAUGCCAUACUUCUACGUCGAAAAGCCUCAUAACUUCAGGGAGGAACACAUACCCUUGUUGAUGGACUUCUUCAACAAGCACCUGAUGGACCAGCCGGCCUUCAAGAAGACGUGCCGCUUUGUCGUGAACAUCAAAGUCGUUCGCAUUAAACCCCUCAUGACCUACCAGCCCAACGGCGAGCGCGACUUCCUGAAGAUCACAACGACGCUCCCGCGCAUGGUCGCAGCACUUCGUAGCUUCUUGGAGUCAGGGGUGGCACUGCCCGUGAUGGAUCUGCCGGGCAGCGGAAACACUAUGCGCAUUUCGUUUCCACGUCAGGUCUGCGAAGCGAACCUGCCUUAUGUCCUGAGGUUUUUGCUGGACGCUAACAUCACAGGCGGGUGCUGGUUGCAACUGCCGGAGGGAACGUUCACAGUCGAGAAAAACAAGAGCAGCCACUGCAGCAUCGAGGUUACGACCGACUUCGAGAACCUCAAGCCCAUGCCAAUAGAAGGCGAGUGGCAGUCGAUAGGACCCAUCAGGACUCUUUCGUUCGAUAUUGAGUGCGUCAAAUUCACGGGUCCCGGUUUCCCCAAUGCCAACAACGACCCCGUGAUCCAAAUUGCAUCUGUUCUCCACACCCAUGGCGACAAACUGGAUACCGCGCAGAAGUUUGUAUUCACGCUUAAUGAAUGUGACGCGCUGCACGGCGCACAUGUGCUCUGCUUUGACCGGGAGGAGGACCUGCUUUUGGCGUGGAAGCUCUUUUUCACUGCAGUGGACCCUGACUUCCUGACGGGAUACAACAUCGUGAACUUCGACAUUCCGUACCUCAUCAACCGCGCGAAUGCGCUGCAUCUGGAGAAGUUCACGCAGCUGCCGCGGAUCGCACGUAUCAACACUAGUGUGCGCGACGUCAUACAGUCCAACAACACGCUCGGCACCUACGAGAACAAGGAAAUCAACGUAGAGGGACGCAUCAUUUUCGAUGUUUACGACCUCGUGAGGAGAGACCACAAGCUCAAGUCGUACACGCUCAACUACGUUUCCUUCGAGUUCCUCAAGCAACAGAAGGAGGAUGUGCACCACUCCACGCUAUCAAAGCUGCAACUGGGCUCGCCUGCCGACAGGCGACGUAUCGCAAGCUACUGUCUGAAGGAUUCCGUUCUCCCACUACAGCUCAUCGAUAAGCUCCUGCUGCUGUAUAACUAUGUCGAGAUGGCAAGAGUAACCUUCACUCCUAUCAAGAUGCUGAUCAACCGAGGACAGCAAAUCAGAGUUACCAUGCAGAUCUACAGCCAGUGCAAACUGAUGGGGUACGCUGUACCCGUCGUCAACGCUGCACAGAGAGGAUGGUCAAAUGAAGGCACAUACGAAGGUGGAACUGUCCUUGACCCGCAGAAAGGAUACCACAGAAAUCCUAUUGCGGUGCUGGAUUUCCAGUCGCUAUACCCCUCGAUCAUGAUAGCGCACAACCUGUGCUACUCCACCAUUGUACCGCCUUCCGACAUUGCCAGGUAUUCUCCGGAUGACCUAACGUCGGUACCAGGACAUCCGGGGCUGCAUUUCAUAAAGGCGCACGUGCGCAAGGGGAUGCUUCCACUUAUUGUUGAGAAGCUAAUCGAGGCGCGCAAGAAAACCAAGGAGGAAAUGAAAACUUGUACAGAUCCCAUCUUGAAGAGCGUUCUCGACGGCAGGCAGCUGGCGUUGAAGAUCACAACGAAUUCCGUGUACGGAUACACCGGUGCCUCCACAAGUGGCUUCCUCCCCUGUGUGGAAGUCGCCACGGCGAUCACAUCGUUCGGUCGUUUCAUGAUCGUCAACACGAAGGAGAAGAUUGAAAAGUACUUCACGCUAGCCAAUGGCUACGAGGCCGACGCGAAGGUCGUCUACGGUGAUACCGAUUCCGUCAUGAUCAACUUCGGAUGCAAAGAGAUAUCGCGAGCCAUCGAGCUUGGUGUAGAAGCCGCCACCAAGGUUACCAGUGAGGCCGUAAAACCAAUCACGCUCGUUUUCGAGAAAGUGUACCUGCCGCUGCUGCUUCUGGCCAAGAAGCGUUACGCUGGCCUGUAUUACACAAAUGCGAAAACGUACGACAAAAUCGACUGCAAGGGCAUUGAAACCGUCAGGCGUGAUUUCUGCCUCCUCGUCCAACAGAUGAUGGAAAAAAUCCUGCACAUGCUGCUGGUCGACCUUGACCUGAACGGUGCGAUCGAGUUCGUCAAGAGCAAGAUCAGCCAACUUCUGCGCAACGAAAUCGACAUAAGUCUUCUGGUUGUCACCAAGUCACUUGGAAAGGUGGAUUACGAUGCGCGCUUGCCGCACGUAGAGCUUGCUAAAAAGCUCCGCAACCGUGACCCCGGCAAGGCGCCAUCCGUGGGAGACCGUGUCAGCUACCUCAUUGUAAAAGGCACCAAGGGGCAACCUCAGUUUGACAGAGCGGAAGAGCCGCUGUAUGUAGUUGAGAACAACAUUCCCGUGGAUACUCAGCACUACUUGGACGCGAUCAAGUCGACCCUUAUGCGUAUAUUCGAGGUUAUCAUGCCCAACCCGGAAUCGCUAUUCAGUGGGGAACACACUCGCUACAUCACCAUGAGCUCCUCAUGCGACAGCGCGCUCUCAAUGUUCAUGAAGAAGGUCGAGCGGUGCCUCGGUUGCAAAAGCGUCAUCAAGGUUCCACCCUUCUGCGACCACUGUAGCAAGAGCAAACGGCAACAGGUGAUGCUACAAAAGUUCGAAGAGCGGCGGCAGAAAGAGGCCGAUUACUUCGAACUCUGGUCGCAGUGCCAACGCUGCCAGGGCAGCUUGCACAACGAGGUAAUCUGCGACAACCGCGAUUGCCCCAUAUUCUACAAGAGGGUACGAACUGGAAAGGUGCUCACUGCUCUGGAGAAUACGUUCCAAUCCCUUCAUCUGGAGUACACGUGA
This is a messenger RNA of Babesia bigemina, 3216 nucleotides long. RefSeq names its product DNA polymerase delta subunit, putative. Gene Ontology annotation, biological process: base-excision repair, gap-filling; DNA replication proofreading; nucleotide-excision repair, DNA gap filling. The coding region runs from base 1 to 3216 and encodes 1071 amino acids. Gene Ontology annotation, molecular function: nucleotide binding; DNA binding; DNA-directed DNA polymerase activity. The transcript has 2 exons. The record is from RefSeq and is a predicted model, not a curated record. NCBI's taxonomy places the organism in Eukaryota, Apicomplexa, Aconoidasida, Piroplasmida, Babesiidae. Gene Ontology annotation, cellular component: delta DNA polymerase complex.